AUGUCUUCCAUCUCCAUUUUUAAUUUUCUUACCUCCUAUCUUCUCCCUCGCCUACGAACAGCGGCGACUCUUCUUCCACUGCGUAUCCGACGAUUUCAUCGACUCCCGCAUCUGCCGGUCACGUCCCGACACUGGCUCACGCUUAUUGCUGCGACUCCUUCGGCUUUUCUCUCUACGUGCCCACAUGUGCUGACUACAACUACGAUAUUGGCUCACGCCUAUUGCUACUUCGACAUGAACAAAGCAGCGUAUCAAUUCAUGGUGGAAUGCCGCCAGAGCAAGCGCCAGUGUGUCCAAUACUGGACAGAGAUGCAGCAGUACGCCCAGGAGCUGAAGAACUGGACGACUGAGGACGGCAAUGAGGCCUAA
Molecule: messenger RNA, 369 nt
Organism: Penicillium argentinense
Lineage: Eukaryota; Fungi; Ascomycota; Eurotiomycetes; Eurotiales; Aspergillaceae
Exons: 1
Coding region: 1-369 (122 amino acids)
Source: RefSeq, a predicted model, not a curated record